AGCGACGCGCCAGAUUUGGAAUGGCGGCAAUUGAAAAUAGAAGCUUGAACUAUGCAAACGUCUAUUAUUUAUCAGUGGCGACGAGGAUAACGGAACGAUAUUCGGUGCAGAAUAAAGUCUUAAAUUAUUGUGGUAUAGUGCUUUGGGGGUGAUUAAAAAUGUCUGUUGGGAAAGUUCGAGAUUUUGACAUAAAAAAAUGGGAAUUGGUCGGCGUACGUCGAUCGUCUCGAAAUGUAUUUUGUUGCUAACAAAAUAGCGGAAGAUUUGAAGUUACCAACAUUAAUAGCUCUUAUCGGCGAACCGGCUUAUGAGUUACUGUCUACUUUGGCGAGCCCGAGAAAACCAUCAACCCUGAAAUAUAAAGAAGCGGUGGAAUUACUGCAAGCACAUCUACAGCCGAAACCAUCAAUUCUCGCGGAGAGGUAUAGGUUCCGACAAAGACGCCAAUCAGCGGGAGAAACGAUAGCUGAUUACGUGGCAGAUUUGAAAAAGAUGUCACGUUAUUGUGAAUUCAAGAUCAAUUUAGAAGAAAAUUUGAGGGAUCAGUUUGUGUGCGGGUUACGUAGCGAAUAUAUACGUCAGAGGUUAUUCGCGGAAGAUAACAUAGAUUAUCAAAAAGCGCUAGUAUUAGCCAAUACUCUGGAGGCAGCUGAGCGGGACGCCGGGGCCGUAGAGGGAACGCAGGAACAAACUACCAGCCGGGAACUAAGCGAGAGAAUACACAAGUUGGAACUCAAUAAAUGUUCAGCCUGCGGGGUCAACGGUCAUGGGGCACAUAACUGUAGGUACAAGGAGUUCGAAUGUAGUUAUUGUGGACAACCUGGCCAUUUACGAAGAGUUUGUAGAAAAAAAGAAUUUGAUCGUCGCAUAAAAUCUACGAUUUCAAACCGCGGGAAUAAUGGCGCGCGAGGAAGGUCACGUAGAGGACGCGUGAUCGGGUCGAGCGCCUACGGAGCGGGUGUAUGGCGGAGCGGCAACAUGGCGCGCGGGGGGCGCAGCAACGCUCGCACCGCACGCAGCAACGACGUUACCGACGCGGCGUACUGGCUGAGCGAGCCAGCGAUGGAUGACAACUCCGGCUCGGAGCAAGACGUUGAGGGUACAAACGAGGAACCGAUGUAUCAAAUGUCACUAACCAACUAUAAACCGACAUGACAACCUAUUCGAUGGCACGUUGGGCAAAUAUACCGGUGAAGAAGUCAAGUUAUGCGUGCGGGAUGGGACCGAGCCAGUAUUUUGUCGAGCGCGCCCCGUGCCUUAUGCAUUGCUGGCGCGGGUCAAUGCUGAGUUAGACGCGAUGCUGCGCGCCGGCGUCAUCGAGCCCGUUGAACGGUCCGACUGGGCCACACCGCUAGUUAUAGCGAGGAAGGGAGACGGUGGAAUACGCUUAUGCGCGGAUUAUAAGGUGACACUUAACAAGGCUUUACUGGUUGACAGGUACCCGGUCCCGAAGGUAGAGGACUUAUUUAGUAAUUUGAGUGGCAAUCAUUAUUUUACUAAGCUAGAUUUGUCACAGGCUUACAAUCAAUUAAUUUUGGAUGAAACUUCUCGGAACUACACAGUAAUUAAUACACACAGAGGACUUUUUAAAUACAAUCGCCUCGUUUAUGGUCUCUCUUCCAGUCCGGGCAUUUUUCAAAAGUUCAUGAUGAAUCUCUUUAAAAACGUGCAGGACGUAGUCAUAUUCUAUGAUGAUAUUUUAAUAAAGAAUAAGUCAUUAGAAUCUCAUUUAGAAAGAGUUGAACAGGUUUUUAGUAUUUUAGAGAGGAAUGGGUUGAAAAUAAAAAAAGAAAAGUGUGAGUUUAUGGUAGGCCAAGUAAAAUAUUUAGGAUUCAUAAUUGAUAAACAUGGCGUACGGGUAGAUGCAAAUAAAAUAAAACCGAUCCUAUCUAUGCCCGACCCAACUAACGUCUCAGAGUUGAAGUCUUUUCUCGGUAUGGUUAAUUUCUAUGGAAAAUUCAUUAAGAAUUUGAGUACUCAUAUUACACCACUUUACGAAUUACUUAAGAAAGGUAAACAUUGGCAAUGGACUAAAACACAUAGAUAUGUGUUCAAUAAAAUUAAACAACUUCUAUGUAGUACUGAAGUAUUGACACACUUUGACAUAUCGCUGGAGAGCAUAGUAACAUGCGACGCGAGCGCACGCGGGCUGGGGGCCGUGCUGGCACAGCGCGCGUCUGACGGCAGCGAGCGGGUUGUGGCGUACGCAUCGCGGGCGCUCACUGCCGCGGAGUUACACUACAGCCAGAUACAUAAAGAAGCCUUGGCUAUAAUUUUCGCGGUAGACAAGUUUCAUCAGUAUCUUUAUGGCAGAAAGUUUACACUACGUACAGAUCAUAAACCGCUGGUCACAAUUUUUGGGCCCCAUGCAGGAAUACCGAACACGGCGGCGAGUCGUUUACAGCGGUGGGCCAUUAAACUAUCAGCUUACGAUUUUAAUAUAGAGUACAUUCGAUCAGAUAAAAACACGGCAGAUAUUUUGUCUAGGUUAAUUAGCACUCAUAAAGAAGGGGUUAUUAGUGAAGAAUUAGACACACCUGAACAAACGUAUUUACACUUUGCCGCGGAAGCAUUGUUAUUAGAUUAUCAAACGUUAAAAAAAGAAACCGUUUCGGAUAGUGUAUUGAGCAGAGUAGCCAGAUAUAUAAACGAUGGCUGGCCGGUCGAGGUCGAAAUGAAAGAAUUAAAACCAUAUUUUAACCGUAGAAAGGAAUUAUAUAUUGAGCUAGGGUGUGUAAUGUGGGGACAUAGGCUAGUAAUUCCUAGUACGUGUAGGAAUAAAGUGAUCGCUGAGCUUCAUGAGAGUCACAUGGGCAUAGUCAAAACUAAAUCGUUAGCGCGAAGUUACGUAUGGUGGCCGGGAAUAGACGAGGCACUAGAGACAGCAUGUUGCAGCUGCACCGUGUGCGCUGAAGUGGCGGACGCACCACCUGCGCAUGCGCCCCGCGCCUGGCCGUGGCCAGAUCGACCGUGGACCAGGAUACACGUAGACUUCUUAGGACCGGUAGCCGGUCUUACUUAUCUAGUGGUAGUCGAUGCACAUUCAAAGUGGAUUGAAGCUAUUAGAAUGCUGAGCACCACAUCGCAAGCGGUAAUAAAAGAAUUACGAGAGAUGUGGGCGAGAUUUGGGUUACCUAAACAAUUGGUUAGUGAUAAUGGCCCUCCGUUUUUCAGUGGAGAAUUUCAGCAAUUCUUAAAUAAUAAUGGUAUAGAACAUAUAUUUUCGGCACCUUAUCACCCAGCUUCUAAUGGGGCAGCGGAAAACGCUGUUAAAAUUUGUAAAAAGAGCAUUAAAAAGGCGAUUAAAUCGAAAUCCGACGUACACUCCACAUUGUGUCGUUUUCUGCUGGCGUACAGAAACACACCACACUAUACAACCGGGGAAAGCCCCGCCAAGAUGUUAUUAGGGCGCAACUUGCGCAUGCGGUUAGAUUGUUUGAAACCAGACCAGAAGGCACUUAUUAGAGCUCGCCAAGAGACAGUAGAAGCUACAUCGAGUGGCGUCACAAGACAGUUUAAUCCGGGGGACCUUGUAUGGUUCAGAGAAUACCGUAGCUCAAACAAGUGGUCUGCAGGGACUGUUAUAGAGAAAACAGGUAGUACAGAUUAUAAUGUUAAAUCUAUCCACGGCACUGAGGUGCAUAGACACAUUGACCAACUAAAACCAAGAGUGAUAAAUAGGACAGCUAGGCUAGUAGAUGCAAACUUUAGGAACUUUCAACCAGUUCAGCCUGUUAAGAGCUCUCGCUCUUCUCUCGUGUUUCCUUCGGACAAUAAUCGAGCGCCGAACACAGAACCGGACCGGACAAACGGAACCAGCUUGACGAAAGCAUUGGUCGAGGAAACAUCCCGCACGCAAACAGACGGAAGUGAUUUGGUUACAAGUGAACCCUUGUCAACGUCAAGUGUACCUUUAAAUAUGCCCAAGGUGCAGGAGACGGGUAGUCCUAGGGUUCCUAUUACUCGGGAUAUACGAACUAGUAAUCGUACACGCAAACCGGUUAAGAGAUAUGGGUUUGAUGAUGAUUGAAGUAAGAAAAUAUAUUAUAAGAUUGUUAAGAUUAUUAUUGAUAUGUUGUUUAAUAUAAUUUAGUAAGUAAGUUU
Messenger RNA from Trichoplusia ni (cabbage looper), 4104 nucleotides. RefSeq lists its product as uncharacterized. The transcript is spliced from 2 exons. Gene Ontology annotation, biological process: DNA integration. Gene Ontology annotation, molecular function: zinc ion binding; nucleic acid binding. The coding region runs from base 1298 to 4030 and encodes 910 amino acids. The record is from RefSeq and is a predicted model, not a curated record. Lineage: Eukaryota; Metazoa; Arthropoda; Insecta; Lepidoptera; Noctuidae.